CUGACGACAACCUGAAGAGGACGGAGCUGCAUACACACACGGAGAGGCCAGUGCGCAGUCGUACUAUCAGCUAGACGUGGAGCCUUCCACUAACAACGCCCACUUUCCCACACGCUCAUCACCCAUUAACCAUCUCAAACUGAUCUGGGAUUGAGUCUUCCCUGUGGCUGGCCUUGCUCUUCUCCAAGCCAGUCCUGUUUGGCUGACCUUACUCGUUCCAGUGAAAAUAUCUACUUGCACAGUUGCUCGGCCUCAUGACGACUCGUUCGGGAAAUCGGUUUGCAGUUCUGGAAAGCCAUCGAGGCGAGGACGACGAAAUCCAAUCGCCGAAGAUCAAGAAGAAGAAAACCAAGCCAACGCCCCCCGGAUCACCCAAGAAACAAACCAACCAACCAGGCCGAUCGAGCUCAGUCUCGAGGGAUAAGCAAUCUCAACAGCCCAAGAACAAGAUGACCACCCGGCCGGAUGUGGUUUCGGAUCAGAUGGGCGUCGGUCUACGGGGCCGGAACACGGCUCCAAUCCAAUCAGAUUACGAUCUACUCGAGAAGGGAGCCGCUCAGAGUACACCUUCCUCCGAAAAGAAUCACCUCAAAGUCUCCAAGAAAAAGUCCAAGAACAUCAUCAAACUCUCCAAAAGGGAUGCCAAACUUCCGGAACCUCAUCCCUCGGCCCCAUCCAUUGCCGCCCUUUCAUCAAAGGAUAAGCGGGCAAUGGUUCUCUUGGUCGUCUUGUACAUGCUCCAAGGUAUCCCCGUCGGUCUGGCGUUCGGAUCGAUCCCAUUCUUACUCCGUGCACGGCUAUCAUACAGUCAAAUCGGCCUGUUCUCAUUGGCCUCUUAUCCGUACUCGUUAAAGCUUCUGUGGUCGCCGAUCGUCGACUCCUGUUACUUCCCUAGCAUCGGCCGACGAAAAUCAUGGAUCAUUCCCGUCCAGGCCCUCGUCGGUGUCACUCUCUGGUGGUUAGGAGACCACGUUAACGUCCUCAUGGAUGCUGAGAUCCCCGAUGUCAAGACUUUGACCGUCCUCUUCUUCACCCUCGUCAUGUUUGCCGCCACUCAAGACAUAGCCGUCGAUGGCUGGGCUUUAGAGUUACUCUCGCAGGACAACUUAUCUUAUGCAUCAACCGCUCAAACCGUAGGACUGAACAUAGGAUAUUUCCUCUCGUUCACCGUCUUCCUAGCCUUCAACAGUCUUGAAUUCAGCAACAACCGAUGUAGGAGCCUGUUUGGGUUCCCAAAUCAAGAUUAUCCGUUGAUGACUCUAUCAGGUUACUUGAAGUUCGGUGGCAUCUGCUUUAUAUUAGUGACCCUAUACCUAAGUUUUUUCCAAACCGAGGAUCCGGUUGAUAAGGAUUCGCCAGAAUCUAACAUGGAUGUCAAGAAGGUUUACCAGAUCAUGUAUGAGAUUUGCAAGUUGAAACACGUUCAAAGCUUCAUCCUUUUACACUGUAUCGCCAAAUUGGGCGUCAGUGUCAAUGACGCUGCAACUAGCUUAAAACUUCUGGAGAAAGGUUUGAGUAAAGAGGAUAUGGCUCUGAGCGUCUUGAUUGAUUUUCCAUUCCAAAUCUUCUUGGGCUACUUUGCCGCAAAGUGGAGCAGCGGAGAUAAGCCCCUUCAGCCGUGGAUAUGGGCCAUGUGGUUCAGAUUAGCCUUCAGUGCAUGGAAUGUUGGGCUGGUCUACUUCUUCCCCGAGGCUAAACCACUCUCGAACUCAUAUUUCAUACUGGUGAUUGCCUCCACGGUCAUGUCGAGCUUUGCCAGCACCGUCCAAUUUGUCGGGAUAUCUGCUUUCCACACUCAGAUCGCAGACCCUCUGAUUGGGGGUACUUAUAUGACUUUACUCAAUACCGUCUCCAACUUGGGUGGGACUUGGCCCAAGUACUUCGUCCUGAAAGGCGUCGACUUCUUCACCGAGGCAAAUUGUUUGAUUCCCAAUGCCAAUAGUACGCAACUCGAAGUCCAGGGUACAGAAUGUGUCUCCGAUUUGGGAAAAGCCAAAUGCACGGAUUUCCAUGGAGAUUGUCAUACCAUCAAGGACGGUUACUACAUCAUGCAAGCUAUUUGCAUCACACUUGGCGCGAUCCUCUUACUGGUUGUGAUCGGACCCGCAUCACGAAAACUUGGUGCUCUUCCUGCUCGCGCCUGGCACGUCCGAAAAGCGUUAUGAUCUGGAAUCUCGGGGCAAAAAAUGAAUUUUGUCUCACAUGCAUGCAUAGAUUACAUAGAGAUACACAAAUCCUUCUUUAUUUUUUUUUUCCCUUCAAGUGAUGUCUUUUGUUUAAAAGAGUGUAGAGACUUUCUUUUUCUUUCUUUCUGCUUGCAUUUUUAAGUCCACAGGAAUUGAAAGGAUCGUUUGAUCGUCAAGCCGUCCCCAGUCUACUUUCCUGUUUGUCAGACCC
Puccinia graminis f. sp. tritici CRL 75-36-700-3 is the source of this 2397-nucleotide messenger RNA. RefSeq lists its product as uncharacterized. Gene Ontology annotation, cellular component: membrane. The record is from RefSeq and is a predicted model, not a curated record. Lineage: Eukaryota; Fungi; Basidiomycota; Pucciniomycetes; Pucciniales; Pucciniaceae. Bases 255 to 2165 code for a protein of 636 amino acids. Gene Ontology annotation, molecular function: acetyl-CoA transmembrane transporter activity. The transcript is spliced from 8 exons.